GCCAUGAAUACACGUCUCUCAUUUUGAUGGUUAUCAUAUAAUCGUAUUACGGAAGUAACGUUCGUAUUGUGAGGAACCCUCAUCCAUCCACUCUCUGCUAGCUGCGGUGCAACAAUCUGUCCGAGCCGUGCAAAGAUGUCGCUGGCUGCAAACUGCACUGAGCUGGAAUCUUUUGUUAUAAACUGAUAGCCGAGUGCCUCCAGCUUCCUGAUAUCUCCAGAGCAUAGACGAUGGUUUUGAUAUUGCUUUUCAAUUUGGCUUUGGACAUUGGAAUUUUCAGAUAAAGUGGAGGGGAGACAGUGCAAGGAGCGGUUUACUCAGCUUUGAAAAGUGCCAUGGCCUGGAGGUAUCUGUUGGUUACUGCCACACUCUUAUCGGGCUGCAAACAGGUCCUGGUAGAAGCAAGCUCCUGGUGGUCUUUAGCCAUGAAUCCCAUUCAAAUACCAGAGGUGUACAUUAUAGGAGCCCAGCCUUUGUGUAGCCAACUGGCUGGGCUUUCUCAAGGCCAAAAGAAGCUUUGCCAGUUGUACCGGGAUCACAUGCAGUACAUUGGAGAGGGUGCUAAAACUGGCAUCAAGGAAUGCCAACAUCAAUUCAGACACCGACGGUGGAAUUGCAGCACUGUUGAUAACACAUCCGUCUUCGGCAGGGUCAUGCAGAUAGGAAGCCGGGAGACUGCAUUCACCUAUGGGAUCUCAGCUGCUGGAGUGGUGCAUGCAAUCAGCCGUGCUUGUCGUGAAGGGGAGCUGGCUACGUGUGGCUGCAGUCGUGCUGCACGGCCCAAGGAUUUACCACGUGAUUGGCUAUGGGGUGGCUGUGGAGAUAACGUAGAAUAUGGCUACCGGUUUGCAAAGGAGUUUGUGGAUGCCAGGGAGAGGGAGAAGAUCUAUCAGAAAGGAACGUAUGAUAGUGCCAGGACAUUCAUGAAUCUGCAUAACAAUGAGGCUGGAAGAAGGAUGGUCUAUAACCUGGCGGAUGUGGCCUGCAAGUGCCACGGGGUGUCGGGUUCUUGCAGCCUGAAGACCUGCUGGUUACAGUUAGCUGACUUCCGCAAAGUGGGCGAUGCGCUCAAGGAGAAAUACGACAGUGCCACCGCCAUGAGGCUGAAUGGCCGCGGCAAACUGGUUCAGGUGAACAGCCGCUUCAACCCGCCCACCGCUCUGGACCUGGUCUAUGUCGACCAGAGCCCCGACUACUGUGUCCGCAACGAAAGCACCGGCUCCCUGGGCACGCAAGGCCGCCUGUGCAACAAGACCUCCGAGGGCAUGGACGGCUGUGCGCUGAUGUGUUGUGGCCGGGGUUAUGACCAAUUCAAGACGGUUCGCACCGAGCGCUGCCACUGUAAAUUCCACUGGUGCUGCUAUGUCAAGUGCAAAAAGUGCACAGAGGUGGUCGAUCAGUUUGUCUGCAAAUAACCAACACCCCUCCCCCUCUAAACAACAAAAAAACCCUGUAGCUACAGAGAGAAAGAGAGACCUUGAGAAAUUCGAGACUCCUAGGAAUUGGGCUGCAACGCGCGAACUGCCUCUUAAUACUUCAGCUAAUGAAAAGCAAAAUGAUCAAACCAAAAGCCAACUGCAAAACUACGUGAACUUUAAGCUUUAAAGAAGACCCAUUUAAAUGCAUUUAGCGCCAAACACUGACUAAUGUGGAAGUAGAAAGCAAUGGGAGACGGGUCUGCUCAAUUGUCGAACAUCUAGAGACUGUGAUCAUCACUGAACGUGGUCAGAAACAAACCUAGAAACAGGGCUUUUAUCUCAACGUGCACUCAACAGCGCCCCGCCUUGAACUCUCUCCAAGUGCAGAUUUGUCCAGUGGGAAUGAUCGGUGUUGACUAUUUGGGAGAUAAAUCUCAGAUCUGAGCACGGAAACAAUGUGAACGCUCUUAACACACUUGCUCUUUAAAGAGAGGGUCUGCACCCCGCCCCCCCCAACCUAGAAGGGAACAAAUUUCGAAUAUAAAUGUGUCAAUCUAUUUUUGCAUUUCAGAAAAUUCACUAAAAAGCCAACGUUGCUGACGAUCACCCAUUGGCUGCCCCGAGAUGUAAACUUGACAGAAGUUUCCUGGGUUCCUGUGUCGCUUUCUAAUAUUUAAAAGCAUUAAGUCCUGGCUUGCCAUGUAUUUAUUUUGCGGAAAAUAUUCGCUGUGGUGGCAGUCUGGUUUCUGUGUAUUUAAACCAGUUAAGUCCACACUGAAUGCUCAGACUGGGAGAGUUUUAGCACAGAUGGACAUUAGAGAACAUCUUUCAUUGCAAUAUUUUAGUUUCCAAAAUAAUAAAUAUAUAACUGCAGGUCGAAAAUGGGAGGACUUGCUGGUAUGGUAAACUAUAUAUUACGGGCAAACUAAGGUUUAUUGGUGUCUAAUAUUCCAACUUUGUAUAUACGUCUACAAUCAGCGAUUUAAAUUGUAUUUAUUUACAGUUAUAUCUAGACUAGAUUUGUCUAAAUCUGCAUUUAAACGGAUUUGCUGCAAUUGUAUUCAUCUAACAUGUCCAAUUGGUUUUCCUUUGUAAAUCCGUGGAAUGUCGCGCAAAGUGGACAUUGCUAAUGUUUGUAGGAUGUGUGUCUUCCUCCGAACCCCGAACUGUUUGGGGCAAGGGGGGUGGUUCAGUUCCCUGGAAUGUUGCACUGACCUAAGUUGUAAAACUGUUACAAACAGCACUUGUGCACCGCACCAUUCCCAUGUACUAAAACAGUAGGGUUCUUUUGGGGGGUGGGGUUGAAUUGGUUUAUAGUUUGUGUCGCGUUCGUUCCCAAGAAGCAGGAGAUUUUUUUUUCUCGUGUCGGGUUAGAGUAGAACUUGCAUACGUGGGAAAUAUGGUAACUCCACUUGAUGACUAUUUCGUUAGGGCAAUAUUUGUCUCUGUGGUACUGCACCGACUGCAGUUUCUGGCAGCGUGUCAUUAUAGCGAUGCAUUGAGCAUCUCUUAAGUGCUGUACAUUUCAAGGUGGAUUUUUUUUUAAUUAUAACGGUACAAUGUUGCAAAAAUAGAUAUAACCCAGGCCAGUAAAAAAAUGUCAUUGCAAUUAAUUUAACCGUGGAUAACUUUAAUCUAGUGUAUUAUGUUGUAUGCUUUUGGUGGUCUGACUAUGGAACCGUUUUUGAUCAGAGUUCAUUGAGUAACCUUAAUCGUUAUGCCACCCCUUAAUGUUUAAUGGCUAUUUAUGAGGAGAGUUAUUUUCAGUGUUGGAAAUAAAACUGCUAUAGUUCGAAA
Rhincodon typus (whale shark) is the source of this 3215-nucleotide messenger RNA. RefSeq names its product wingless-type MMTV integration site family, member 5a (gene wnt5a). The transcript is spliced from 5 exons. Gene Ontology annotation, biological process: cell fate commitment; canonical Wnt signaling pathway; multicellular organism development. Gene Ontology annotation, molecular function: frizzled binding; cytokine activity. Bases 336 to 1415 code for a protein of 359 amino acids. Lineage: Eukaryota; Metazoa; Chordata; Chondrichthyes; Orectolobiformes; Rhincodontidae. The record is from RefSeq and is a predicted model, not a curated record. Gene Ontology annotation, cellular component: extracellular region.